CGCUGGAUGGGUACUGUAUGCUUAUUGGGUGGGCACAAUCUGCUCCUCCCUUCCAAAUGACGAUGGAGCUAAAUGAGAUUUGAACUUGCAGCCGGCUGAUUAGUUGAUUCUUUUUCUCAAUAUCAGUGCAGGUUACAGUUGUGGUUCUGGAGCUUCUUGUCUACGCGCAGAGGAGUUGAUACGCGCGUAUUUCCUCGAACUCUCAUUGGAACAUACUGGAAUUGCCAUAGGAAGAAUCUUUCACCUUGGGACUCUCAUUUAAAAGGUAGCCUGCCACUAUACCACGAGAUUGGAGAUGCCUCUUUCCAUAAAGCACAUACUUUGGCUAUUCUGCACUUGUUGUGUCUUCUCUGAAUAUGAAGGAGCCAUGGAGAUGAAGGCCAUGAAAAGUCCUCCAGUCCAAGGCUGUCUGGCCGGCAAUGCAGUCCUGUCUUGUCACUUCUCCACCACACACACCACGAAGAGCACCACCUCCUCACCCACCUCCACCGCCACCUCUACCGCUGACCACUUGCGGAUCAAGUGGACCAAGCUGGAGGGGGAUGAGGAGAAAAUUGUGCUGGUGGCUCAGAACGGUGUCAUCAAGAUGGGACAGGGCUAUCUGGGACGGGUGGCAGUGCCAAGUAACGCAGAGGAGGCAGGAGAUGCAUCUCUCACCAUAAACCAGCUCCGGGCCAGUGAUGAGGGGGUCUAUCGCUGUGAGGUCAUGUACGGCAUUGAAGACACACAGGCCUCCAUCUCCUUGGAUGUCAGUGGUGUUGUAUUUCACUACCGGGCGGGCACCAGUCGCUACACUCUCAACUUUGAGAAAGCCAAGCAGACCUGCCAAAACAUAGGAGCCACUAUUGCCACUGAGGAGCAACUGAUGGCUGCUUUCGAGGACGGAUUUGACCACUGUGACGCUGGCUGGAUUGCAGACCAAACCGCUAGGUAUCCGAUCACUAAGCCAAGACCAGGUUGCUAUGGAAACCUAGAGGGGAAACCUGGCAUCCGAACAUAUGGACAUCGAGAUGCCAGUGAAAUGUACGAUGUGUACUGCUAUGUGGGCAAGCUUCGAGGUGAGGUGUUCUAUCCCCCGAGCACUCAGCUGACCCUGAAGAAGGCCAGGGAACUCUGCGAGAGGUUGGACGCGGUUCUCGCGUCACCUGGCGAGAUCCACGCCGCCUGGAGGGAGGGGCUGGACCGCUGCGACUUCAGCUGGCUCUCUGACGGCAGCGCCCGCUACCCCAUCGCGGUGCCCAGGUACCAGUGUGGCCGAGGCUCCCUCGGCGUGCGCACGCUCUACCGCUUCGUCAACCGGACCGGCUUCCCCAUGCCCGACGAAAAGUUUGGAGCUUUCUGCUUCCGAGCACAUGAGUUUACAACGACUGUACAAGUGCCAACUACACAAGGCUUCACCACCCCUUCACCCAGACACAUAGAUGAAGAGGAAUCUCUGGCCUCGACCGUAGAACCACCCUCCAUGUUCUCCACGACCAUGUCUGCCCCAGCCAGUAGUGUGUCUUCCACAGUGGGUGUCACCAUCUCUGACACCCCUAUCCCCACCCCCUUCGGUGACUACACUGAUGACCUGAUCAGCAGCAUCCUCCAGGUAGAAUCCGUUCCUCUUCCUCUCCCUCCACUUCCCCCCAAGAAGAAACCCGGGUUGGAUGUGGAUCACGAAGGGGACAAGGAGAGCAGCACAGAUGAUGGCAGCGGUGGGGAAGAGGCGCCCCCUCUGGCCACCCCGGGUACACCAGUUCUAACCGACGAAAGUUCUGUCAAACCGGCCAUUGUGUACAAGGAAGAAGGAAAGGGAUCUACCCCACCCCCAAGCGUGACCCAAGUGCCAGGCGUCACCAGAGGUGCCGAAAAGCAGCCAGAAGGCGAGCCUGGUGACAAGAUUGAGCAUAGCACCAGGGACAUGGUGGUCAUGGCAGAGUCUACAACAGCGGCCACAGUACCAGGCGUCACCAGAGGUGCCGAGAAGCAGCCAGAAGGCGAGCCUGGUGACAAGAUUGAGCAUAGCACCAGGGACACGGUGGUCAUGGCAGAGUCUGCAACAGCGGCCACAGUGCGCACAGACAUCCUGACACCCGGGCUUACCGGUGCCGACAGCACUGCUCUUCAAACCGACCUCAGCCCCUCCAAACCACCCUUCCAUCUCAUCAUCGUCAAUGUGGAUCACAAGAACCAGUCAGUUGACGACAUUCUGCAACUCAUUGGAGGAAUACAAUUCCCAGACUUCACUGCCCCAUUGAUUCCCCCCUCCAGCGAGCAGCCCACCACAGACAGUGAUUCUCUCCCUGGUAGUGGAGAUAUUGAUUCUCCUGAAGCUGCUGCUGUCACAAUUAGCCCAACAUUGAGUUUUAUCAAUGGUAAGUACGAGAUCACCAUAAAACCAGACGAUGCAGACACCCAAGAAGCGAGGGGAGACCAGUUUGAGGAGGCAACUCCAGCAGAAAGAGUCCCAGGGGGAGGAGAUGGCACAGAGACUGAAACCACAACUCCGUUUGAUUAUGAAGUCGAGGUGAACAUGGAUGAGAGUGAGAUGUUUGGUGUUCGCACGGACUCGCCGACAUCUUCUCCAGCAACAGCUCCAGCCAGCACAACACUGUCUGGCCCUGAUGCAAGCCUAGAAACCACCGCAGUCUCGCAUGAUGCACUCACUCCUGCCUCGAGCAGCUCGACCACAGCCGAGGCUCUGGAAGGAUCAGGGAGCCCUCCGACAGUCGGCGCUGGGGCUCACCACGAAGGCACCCCUGAAGAGUCUCUCCCGACAUUCCCAUCACGUAGCCCCAUCACAGUGGCCACGGAUGAAGCCGAGAUCGCAGAGGUGGGCAAGACCACUGAGAUCCCCAGAGUGCAGCACUCCACUGCAAGCCCAAUCAGCACUGCUACACACACGGCCGCAGGGGAUCGUGGGAAACCAACAGACACAGAGGACUAUGAGGGCUCUACCUCAGCCGACGAGGAUGGAUCUGGAGGGGAAGGGUAUCCCCCAGACGCAGAUAAGCGCCCCACCUCGCCUCCCACUUCUACUAUGGUCUCUCGUGGCCCUGUGGACAGAGCAGUGAACGCUGGUGAACCCAGCAAGCCCCAUCAGACGGUCACAAGCGCUGGUGAACCCAGCAAGCCCCAUCAGACGGUCACAAGCUCUGGCUCCCCGUUAGCGGUGCCUGACAUCGAGCUAACUGUGACGACCACAAAGGACGCCACUGUGGAGGAGGGUGCCUCUGGAGACCACCGGCCUGACGAGUCGGAUCAAGAUGUGGGCAGCGGUGAUGCGGUUGUCGGGGAGGACAAGAAGGACACCACGACAGAGAGUCCUCUGGCUUUUCCAGCAACCAUGUCUGAAGAAGGAGGCUCAGGGGAGCACAUCCAGAAGACAUCUUCAGAAGAGUCCGCUGCUGCUGUGCCAACUCUGCUGCCUGCACUGCGUCCUGACGCUGGAGACGCAGAUAAAGCUGUGACCAGAGACGGUGCUGCUACCAAGGACUACAAGGAGUCUGCUGAAUACUCUACCCCGUUGGCCCCCGUGACUGACUCUGCACAAUUUGUUGUGAAAUCCACAGAGUCCGGCCCCACAGCACCCCCAACCGCCACUGUUUCCAUUGCCGAUGGCCUUAGGGAAGGACAAACCACAAGGCCCGCUGUAAUCUCUGAGGAUGCUAGCCCAGAAACAAAGGCACCACAAAAGAUAGAUGUGACCAGUAAGCCUCUCACCACAGGUCCAUCCAUCACAACCACAGUGAGCACAACCAUCGUGACUCAGUAUGAUGUUGAUGAUGUUGUGGAUUAUGAAGACGUGACCGGACCUGUGCUUGUUGAAGCUGGCCCACCUCCAGCCACCUGGACAACUGACGAGCCUGAGACUGACACAGGCCAUGUUGUCGAAGGGCAUUCUGUGGACCUUCCAGCUCUUGUCCUUUGUCCUGAGAGUGACUGCCAAAAUGGGGGCACCUGCUACUUGCAGGGAAAAGUUCAAACCUGCCUCUGUAUUCCAGGAUUUGAGGGAGAUCGUUGUGAUAAAGAUCUUGAUGAGUGCCAGUCAAACCCCUGUCUGAAUGGAGCUACCUGUAUAGAUGGUCCAAACACCUACAGAUGUGUUUGCCUGCCCAGCUACACCGGUCCCAACUGUGAACACGACACCGAGACGUGUGACUACGGCUGGCACAAGUUCCAGAGUCACUGCUACAAGUACUUCAGCCACCGGCGCACGUGGGACGCGGCGGAGAGGGAGUGUCGCCUGCAGGGGGCGCACCUGACCAGCGUCUUAUCCUACGAGGAGCAGCUCUUUGUCAACCGUUUGGGGCAUGACUACCAGUGGAUCGGCCUGAAUGAUAAGAUGUUUGAGCAGGACUUCCGCUGGACGGAUGGCAAGCCCAUGCAAUUUGAGAACUGGAGGCAGGGUCAGCCAGACAGCUUCUUCUCCACAGGAGAGGACUGUGUGGUCAUGAUUUGGCACGAGGACGGCCAGUGGAACGAUGUUCCUUGCAACUAUCACCUCACCUUCACCUGCAAAAAGGGAACAGUGGCCUGCGGGCAGCCGCCAGUCGUGAAGGACGCGCGGGUGUUCGGCAGCAUGAAGGGGCGCUACGAGAUCAACUCCCUGGUGCGCUACCACUGCAAGGACGGCUUCAUCCAGAGGCACGUGCCCACCAUCAGGUGUCGGGCGGACGGUCGCUGGGACACUCCUAAAGUCACCUGCUUGAGCCCUUCCACAUACAACCAGGCCGUGUCACAGAAAUACCAGUACAGCAACUUCCUGAAGAGCAGCAAGAAGCCCCUCAGCGACUCCUUCAGGCAACGCCACCGCUGGAGCCCCCAGGAGAGCCAGACGCGCCGCUGAUCCGUCCCUGCGCUCACGGGACCGAAAGAGAACACCAGAACGUGCCUUCAUCACAUCUACACAGAACCAGUCCCGCAGACUGACACGGACACACACCCCCAAUAAUUACCUUUUAUGAAUGUUUCAGAGUAUUUUGAUACUGUCAUUGUGCAGACAUCAUCGGUCUGAGGGAAGCUGGGACAACAAAGACACCACCAGCUUACCACUGAAAUGUAGUUACUGUUGUUUGACUAUGCAAUAAUACGUAUUCUGUGUUUUAUAUAGGGGUAGGAAUAUACCCCAUGGGAAUCAAAUGCAUAGAGUUGUAAAGAACGUGAAACUUGUAAAUAGGCUAUCGCGCUUAUUGUAAGUCCAUUCAGUUUACAUGUAGAGCUAGAGAGGAAAUGGAGUUUUUUGUUGGCCUGUUUUGGCCUGUUCCUUAGUUUGAGAUCCCUACUCAGUCAACAUUUUAGCUGACACUCAUGACUCGCUCUCCGAGGUUGCGGGUCAUGGUGUGUGUA
Clupea harengus (Atlantic herring) is the source of this 5331-nucleotide messenger RNA. RefSeq names its product versican b (gene vcanb). Gene Ontology annotation, cellular component: synapse; perineuronal net. Gene Ontology annotation, molecular function: calcium ion binding; hyaluronic acid binding. NCBI's taxonomy places the organism in Eukaryota, Metazoa, Chordata, Actinopteri, Clupeiformes, Clupeidae. The record is from RefSeq and is a predicted model, not a curated record. Gene Ontology annotation, biological process: positive regulation of neuroblast proliferation; cell adhesion; central nervous system development.